AUGGACUCAUCCCCUUCACCUCGUGUCAUGAAGCAGUACCAAGUCUUCCUCAGCUUCCGUGGAGAAGACACCCGCAGAACCAUCGUAAGCCACCUGCACAAAGCUCUUCUUGACAGAGGAAUCGAUACUUUCAAAGAUGAUAAAAGACUUGAGAUUGGCGCCUCCAUUUCGGAUGAAAUCAAGGAAGCUAUAGAGAACUCAAAGAUCGCUGUUGUGGUUAUCUCGGAGAACUAUGCAUCUUCGACUUGGUGUCUGAACGAGCUCCAAAUGAUAAUGGAACUUCACAAGAGAGAGCAACUCAUUGCCGUCCCAGUUUUCUACGAUGUUACUCCAUCUGACGUUAGGCACCAGAGAAAUACAUUUUCCUUAGAAAGGUACUAUGAAAGAAAAUUUAUGUCGUUCCUCAGAACAAAAACAGAAGAGGCUGAAAAAGUUCAGAAAUGGAGAGAAGCGCUUACCGAAAUUGCCGGAAUAACAGGCAAGGUUUCCAGAACUUGUGACAAUGAGGCCAUGAUGGUUGACGAUAUUGCUAGGCGUAUUUCGAGACAGUUAAUAUCAAUGGAGCCAAUAGAUUUGGGUGAAAUUGUUGGAAUGAAGGCCCACAUGGAAAGACUCAAUCCUCUCUUGAAACUGGAGUCGAACGGUGAGGUUAGGAUGAUAGGAAUCUGGGGAAUGGGAGGCGUUGGCAAGACCACCAUUGCCAAAUUUCUCUACAAGAUACAUUCGGAGGGAUUUGCUCCUCAUCGUUGUUUCAUAGAGAACGUUGGGAGUUCCAAAGGGAAAGGUACUCUCUUAGACUUGCAAGGAAAGCUUCUUUCGAGUAUUGUGGGCGCAGAACAUGAAACGUUGUGGAGUGUGGAGCAAGGACGCGGUGUUAUCAAGUCAAGCCUUAGAAACCGUAGAGUUUUCCUUGUCGUUGACGACAUCGACAAUCUGGACCAGUUGCAUGCGCUGGCAGAAGAGACUAGCUGGUUUGGAGCAGGGAGCCGAAUCAUCGUCACCACACGGGACAAGGGCUUGUUCUCUUCCAGUGGAGUCAGAUUUGUAUACCAUGUUGACGUAUUGGAUAACGAUAAUGCAAUACAAGUCCUUAAACGAUUUGCUUUUGAAGGAGGACAAGCUCCUUCUGAUAUCUACCAACGAUUGGCAAUCCAAGCUUCUAGUCUUGCUCAAGGUCUUCCUUCCGCCCUUCAAGCUUUUGGCAUGUAUCUUCGUCGAAUGACCUCGACAGAGGAAUGGGAAAUGGCAAUGAGAAGACUCCAAAAAAUUCCUCAGCAGAGAAUCAUGGAUAUUCUGAGAACCAGUUACAAGGGGCUAGACAGGAAACACAAAGCCGUGUUCCUUCAUGUUGCAUGCGUAUUCAACGGAGACUCUGUCCAAAGUGUAAAGGCCCUUCUUGAAGAUGGUGAUUUAGAGAUCAAAGGUUUAGCAGAAAAGUCUCUCAUCGACUUAUCAGCCGAUGGGAACAUCACCAUGCAUGUCUUAGUAGAACAAGCGGGAAAAGAAAUUGCGCGUGAAGAAUCAGGCUCCGAGCCUCAUAACCAGAGAAUUUUUUGGGAACAUGAGCAGAUCAUAUCUGCGCUGCAAAACAACACAGUAACUGCUUCUCAAAAUGUUUUAAGGCUCGUUUUCUUUCCAUGUCUUCAUUUCAACCAGACUGAUAAUUUCUCAUCAGGAAGGAAUUUUUAUGUAAGCGGAAUCAAUUUUCUAAAGGUCUUCCGGCAUGUAGAUCAUAAACGAUCCAAGUUGCUGUUCAUUCAAGGAAAAGAGACCCUUCCCCAGAAUCUUCUUUUACUGCAUUGGGAUGGCUUUCCCUUGACAAGCUUGCCACGCCAUGAGCGUCUGCGAAAUAUCGUCGAAAUCAAUCUCCGUCACAGUAAUCUUGAGCGCCUCUGGGAUGGAAACCUGAGGCUCCGUACGUUGAGGAGACUAGACGUGACUUGUUCUAGUAACCUGAGAGAACCUCCAGAUUUGUCACAUGCCCCAAAUCUCGAAGAGCUCUUAAUGGAAGGCUGCAAGAGACUGGAACAACUCCCAAAGUCUAUUGGUAGCUUGUUUCGCCUGAAAAACCUCAACUUGUCACAAUGUGAUGGCUUAGCGAAUCUCCAGAUUCAUGUACUAGAACAGCCUUUCCCUCUAGAAAGCGGUCUGCAAAGAAGAAAGAUCACAGUGCACCUUCCUGGAGAAAUCAAUAAACUGACUUCUCUUGUAAAUCUAUCCAUCGACGGGAGCAUACACAUUCAGCUGUUGAACCUCAUAGGAGACGCAGAGCACAUCUCUUACAUCCCCAAACAACUAAUCCCUAAUGAAACAAUGCUAUCGAGCUGUUAUAAUUUUUUGUCGCUCAACAUCAAGCGGACCAGAUACAACGAGAAUGGUGCUUCUUUCAGCUGUAUUAGCUUCUCGGAUUUCCACUCGUUGACAGAGUUGAAACUGAUCAACCUAAACAUCUUGAAUAUCCCGGACGACAUCGGUCAAAUGCAGUCACUAGAGAAGCUGGACCUCACCGGGAAUGAUUUCAAGAAUCUACCCAUAUAUAUGACCAACCUUUCCAAGUUGAAAUACGUCAGGCUCUCCAACUGCACCAAACUUGAGGCGUUGCCAGAGCUGACUCAGUUGCAGACGCUCAAACUCUCCGGCUGUUCUAAUCUCAGAUCACUGAUGAAUCUUUCUCUCGCAUUCCACAAACGGGUCAGAUACUGUUUGCUAGAGCUCGGGCUUGACAACUGCAGAAACUUCAAAUCAUUGUCGUAUCAGGUUCGCCAACUCACCAGCUUAAUACACCUGGACCUUAGCAGACACGAAUUUGAGGCAAUCCCUGAAAGCAUUAAAGAGCUCUCAUCUCUAGGAACCCUGUGCCUCAACAACUGCAAGAAACUGAAAUCAGUGAAAGACCUUCCAAAGAGCCUCAAGCAUCUCUACGCACACGGCUGCGAUUCGUUGAAGCAUGUUUCCCUUCCCUCCAACCACUCAAUUGAGCAACUCGAUCUUAGCCAUUGCUUUAGCGUGAAACAAGACCAACAUUUGAUCACUCGGAUUUUCAACGACGGAUUUAGCCAAGUGGUCACAGAGCGAUUCGCUUGCUUACCAGGAACCAAAGUGCCCAGUUGCAUUGAUAAUCAAGCCCUAGGGGCAUCUACGAAGAUCAGCCUGCUUCCAGUCAGGGAUACCCCCAAACUUCUGGGUUUCGCAGCCUGUAUCGUGAUUGCUUGCAAGACGCCGAACCAUCUCCAGUUUCCGGCGUUUACUUAUAGUUGGUCCUGUGAAGCUGACGGAGUAAUUCGGAUUAACCUCAAACCAAGUCUCUAUCUUUCACCGGAGAUGGUGGAAGAAGAAGAAGAAGAGACUGCUGCAUUGCAUCACCUGGUUAUCAUCCACAUCGCAAAUAGCAUCAACACCGAGGAAUUCGACGAGUUGCGACUCGAAUCUCAUCUUCGAUUCCCGGAGGAUGUUCAAAUUCCACCCGGCGAGAUCAAAGCUUGUGGGAUUCGGGUCGCGUGA
Messenger RNA from Microthlaspi erraticum, 3501 nucleotides. NCBI's taxonomy places the organism in Eukaryota, Viridiplantae, Streptophyta, Magnoliopsida, Brassicales, Brassicaceae. The record is from the annotation of a GenBank genome assembly.